AUGGAGAAGAGCGGCAGUCAUAUCUCGGAGAUGGCGCACGGCAGCCGAGACUCGGUCGCCGCCUCGGGCCUGCACCUGUCCGGCAGGGCCGACGUCGGACCGCACGCGCGCACGCAGCGGCGGGAGUCGCAGUCGGCGCGGCUGGAGGACCAGAUGAACAACGAUCACCUCAUCAAGCUGCAGAAUAUGUUCGAGGAGGCGGACGAGGACGGCGGGGGCGGUCUAGACAUAGACGAGUUCCGCGGUGCGAUGCGGAAGACGAUGGGAGGCAACGUCGACGAUCACGAGCUAGACAUACUGUUCAUGAAGGUGGACACGAACUGUGACGGCACCGUGGACUGGGACGAGUAUCUCUCCUACAUGCUUCUCGAAUACCAGGAGAAGGACACGAUGACGACUAUGGCUCAGGGCAAACCCUUUCCGAACCCGGCCACCCUUUACGCGUCCACCCACAAGGACAUCAUCACUUCUAUCGCCUUCAUCCCGACUCUCUCCAACCGACAAUGCAACGCCGUCGACGGAAUCGACCAAACCGUCGGUCGCUACGCGUCGCUGAGUAAAGAAGGCGCCGUUAACUUCUGGGGAAUGGACAUGUCGCAUCUGAAGACGAUCCAUCUGGACCCGGGCAAGAGCAAAGCGAAACCGCUCUGGCUGUCCGACAUGGUGUCCUUGCCGAACGUCAACAUGCUCGCCGUGUCGUCGACCGAACGCGACAUCUACCUGUACGACACCAACGCGAACAAAUUCGACAAGAUGUUCCAGAUCACGCAGCUACAGCACUGCGCGCUGACGAUGGACUACUGGUUCAACACGGCCGACAUGAACGAAGCGAUACUCGUCUGGGGCGACGCCGGCGGCAACGUGUGCGUCGUCAAAUUCUCCGAGUGCGCGACGGCGGGGCUGUUCGGGCAGUUCGCGACGAAGCAGACGGUCGUGCAGCGUAUACCGAUGCCGCAUCUGCUGCGCGGGCUCGUACGGGGCGUCACCGCUCACAAGUUCGCGCCCCUUCACGACGACUGGGUGUGUCAGGUGAAGUACUGCCCCGGUCUCGACUGCUUCAUCUCCUGCUCGGCUGCGAGCGGCACGUCGCUGUACGUCGGCGACAUCGACCGUAAGAAACCGAGUUAUUUCUUCACGGUUCCGCGCGGCAUCCGCUGCUUCGACUACUCCGCCGACAGCAACGUGCUCGUCACGGGCGGCCUCGACCGCAGCGUGCGCGUCUGGAACCCUUACGUGACGUCGAAGGCGAUCACCGUCCUCAACGGCCACGGCGCGCAGAUCGUUCACGUGAAAGUGAACGCCGCCUGCGAGCAGAUCGUCAGUAUAUGCCAGAGCAACAACGUGCGCGUGUGGGACAUGAAGGAGCAGUGCUGCCUGCAAAGCAUCCUCGGUCGCAACCUCCCUCUCGGUACGCACUCCGUCGCCGCCGUGUAUUUCAACGCGAAGACGCAGAUGUUGAUCAUGGGCAGUAAGCAGUUGGCGACGCUCGAACGCGCCGAGCCGAAGGAGAAGAGCAAGGACUCGGCCGUGCUGUCGCACACGCACGCCGUCGUCGCCGCCAUCUACAACCGCCUCUUCAACUACGUCGUCAGCGGCUGCCACGGCUCCGUCGUCUCCGUAUGGGACAUCCGCACCGGCGAGAAGGUCAUGCAGUUUGUCAACGCCCACCGGGUGCACGACCAGGGCGCCGAACGCCCCGUGGAAAUCACGGCGAUGACCUUUGACCCGACGCUGCGGCGGUUGAUCACCGGCGGCAAGGAGGGGCUCGUGAAGAUCUGGAACUUCAACAACGGCGCGUGCCUGCGCGAGCUGGUGCCGGCGGGUCGACGAGAGGUCACCAGCAUCAUCUGUCCGAAGCAGCGCAUCAUCGUCGCCGGAUGGAAUCGCAAGGUGACGACGUUCAUCGACGACGUCGACGACGACUCGUGCAAGGAGUGGCAGUCGCGACACGCCGACGACAUCCUGUCGAUGGCUUACAUGAGUCCCGGCGUCGUGGCGACGUCCGACUACGACGGAGCGAUCAUCAUCUGGUCGCUGGAGACCGGCCACGCGCUGACGACGCUGCACUCGACGCGACGCGCGACGCAGACGAAGAAGCGGCCGACGACGCAACCUGCGACGCACACGAAGCAGUCUCGUGGCGCGACGCAGCCGAAGACGCAGACGCAGGCAAAGCAGUCGCGAGGUGUGACGCAGCCGAUGACGCAACCGAUGACGCAACCAUCAGCGUCGCAACAACAACACCACAGCAGCGCGAAGUCAUCGCCGUCGGCGGCCGGCGCCGCACACCCCCGACGCGACACAACCGGCAUCUUCGGCUACCAAAAGCGCCACCUGGCGUCCGUCGACAAGAUCAUCUUUCUGACGGCGCGCGAGAACCGUGCCGACACGGCGACGCUGCUCGCUGCGGGCGCCGACGGCUACGUGCAGGCGUGGUCGAUCCACCACGGCGGUCGCCUGCUCGGUCGCUUCCACGCGGCGCACGACCGCGGCGAGUCCGUCGUCGCUUUGCAAACCGACGCCGCCAAUCGUCUGCUAGUCAGCGGAGACUCGAAGGGUUACGUGCGCGUGUGGGACAUCAGUCGCUACUGCACGACGGCGCCAUCUGGCGAUCGGCGCGACGCGUCGUUUCCGGUGCUGCUCAACUCCUUCCGGGGUCAUCUGAAGGCCAUCACGAACCUGGAUUAUGUCGAGGAGAGCCGACUUAUCGUCUCCUGCAGUGCCGACUGCUCUAUACGCCUGUGGAGCCUGUGCGGCAGGUACGUCGGCACGUUCGGGCAGGACAAGCCGUGGAGCCUGGCGGCGCCCUUCACGCCGAAGUCGCUCAAGCGCAACCUGCCAGCCGACGUACGGAAGGUGGCGUCGGCGACGACGCUCAAGGUGCUCAAUGCCGGCAUGCGGCCGCGCUGGGCGAAGGCUCGCAACAUCUUCCUCAUGUUCGGCGCCAUCAAAGUGCUGCGACCCAACAUGCACCGGGAGAAACCGGAUGAACCGUCGGAGGUGAAUGACGGACCGGCGUCGCCAUCUUGGGACAGCGACGGAGAGAUCCGCGGACUGCUGACGAAAUCAUACAAGACCAACAGACGCCACCAGGUGGCGCCCGCACUGCCAAAGAUUCGACACAACCAGCACCAGAUGAAAGAAGUGUACAAGAAGACUCGCGCUCUGAAGCUCUUCGCGAAAGGUGGCAUCGCCGGCAUGUUGACGAAGGCGGAGUGA
Messenger RNA from Priapulus caudatus, 3219 nucleotides. Its product is annotated as WD repeat-containing protein on Y chromosome-like. The transcript has 6 exons. Gene Ontology annotation, molecular function: calcium ion binding; protein binding. NCBI's taxonomy places the organism in Eukaryota, Metazoa, Priapulida, Priapulimorpha, Priapulimorphida, Priapulidae. The record is from RefSeq and is a predicted model, not a curated record. Bases 1 to 3219 code for a protein of 1072 amino acids.